GUUGGAUGUAGUAGACUAUUGAUUUACAUAUUCAUCAUUUCCUUUUUUUUUCGGCCGCAGCCAUUCGUAAUAAUGCAACGAUAGGUAGAGACCAUCAUGCCUGUGUCUGAAAUCCUCCUGCUACGGCAUGGAAAUCGCCUCCAGUGGACGUUGAAUCCUGUUACCGGCGAAUACUCGUCCAGCCAUCCCUAUCCCACGCGUCUCCCGGCAGACCCUCCGCUGGCCUCGUUCGGUGUACGACAGGCGCAAGAGACGGGCGCACACCUGGGGAAAACAUUGGGCGAUCUGGCCAAGCAGGACCGCCUGCGUAUCUACUCUAGCUUGUUCUACCGAUGUCUCGAGACGCUGCGACCCACGGUCGAGGCACUGAUCGAAGCCACGUCCUCGUCCUCCUCAUCACCGACGACGGGUGACGCGGCGAACAACAAGACGAAGAGCGUGAGCGUUCGAGGAGAAAGAGGGAUUGGGGAGUGGUUCGGAAGGGCAUGGUUCGUCCAGCCAAAGCCCGCCGAGCCCGCGCGGUUACGGAGGGACUUUUUCCCCUGGCUCGACGACACUUACGAGUCCAAGGUUGUUCCUCCGGAGCACGGAGAGAGGAUAGACCCCUUGCACGAUCGCGUCGCACGGGCGCUCGCGGUGAUCGUGGAAGACGUGGACAGGGAAUACAGGCGAGCUGGCCGCGGAGACGAGGAAGUCACGUUGCUACUCUGUGGCCACGCCGCUCAGAUCAUCGCGAGUGGGAGGGCACUAACCGGGCAGAUGCCCGACGACCACGACGAGGACGAUUUCCAAUGCUUCACCUGCGGCAUCAGCAAGUUCGCGCGAAGGAGGGUCCCGGCCGAAGGAGAGGUGUACUACGACGACGACUGGAGGAACAGUGGAGGCGUGGCCGGCGGCUUCGACUGCAUCUUGAACAGCGACUGCAGCCAUUUGGCCCAGGGCGAAGAAAGAGGCUGGCAUUUCCACGGCGAUGAGAGCUUUGAUUCAUACGAGGCUGCUGCUGCAUUGGGCGUCAAGACCACCUCAGAUGGGAGUCUGCGGCCGUCCAAGUUGUAAGCCGCGUAGAAACACCGCCGGUCAUUAGAGAUAGACUUGUCCAGGACAUCCGUCCCAGUCACAAUCCAAU
Messenger RNA from Exophiala oligosperma, 1126 nucleotides. RefSeq lists its product as uncharacterized. Lineage: Eukaryota; Fungi; Ascomycota; Eurotiomycetes; Chaetothyriales; Herpotrichiellaceae. Bases 97 to 1056 code for a protein of 319 amino acids. The record is from RefSeq and is a predicted model, not a curated record. The transcript has a single exon.